AUGGAUAGCUAUGAAGAAACAGGAAGCGAUGACGAAAGAACUAACAACGGUAGUCCGGUACAGAAUGACGGUGGAAGACAGGAGAUAAUUGAUUCUAAUGCGACCCAAUCCAAUGAUGGAAGACCGCGAUCAAGAUCACCAAUUGUACCUAUCAGAGAUCACUCAUGGAAGAGUGUCAAUGCCUUUAUUAAUUAUACAACCGGAGAAAAAUGGAAGCAAAUGUCUCAGGAAGAAAAGCAGCCGUAUAUUGAUGGUGCUAAAAGAAUACGAAAGUUGAAAGUCGUGGAGCGGCGAAGAAAGAGUCAUCAACAGGAAGAAAAAGAAGCACCACAAUUGAAAAUGAAGAGACCUAGAAAAGCGACUAAGAAUAAAAGCUACCGCGAGGAUGAUGAAGCUAAACCCAAGAAGAAAAAGAAGAAUAAGGAUAUUCAUUACAAAAACGUGAUAAUUAAAAAUGUUUCCGACUCCAGCAGUGACUCUGAUGAUCGUUAUGGAUCAAAAAGAAGCGACACAAGCAUCUAA
Molecule: messenger RNA, 522 nt
Organism: Cotesia congregata
Lineage: Eukaryota; Metazoa; Arthropoda; Insecta; Hymenoptera; Braconidae
Source: the annotation of a GenBank genome assembly